GUUCGAUUUCGUCGGAUCAUCAUUGUUUUCGCGACUCUAAUUGCGACUGGACGUUUGCGCCGGAUACGAACUAACGGACAUUUUUCGUGGGGUUAGGUAACUGCGUGAUACUUUAAGUCAUUGGAAGAUUCGAUUGCAAUGAAAACAAGUUUCCGUUGAAGCUAGGGAAGCCUUUUCGAGCUGUUGAAAGUGAAUUAGGUCUCAACAGUUUGUAACCAUUUUUUAAUGUUAAGAUUCAAGCGUGAAAGUGUGCACCGAUAAGAUGAUUGUAUCAAAAUAUUGAUUGAAUGAUAACGGAAAACUGAGGAUAGCGUUAUACUCUAUGGAACCGCCUGAACCAAAGUGAGGAAGAAAUGUGCCGUUAGAUUAAAGGCUUGUAGGUGGCUGCUAGUUUCCGAUUAAGAUGGCGUACCGCUUUGAAAGCUGGUGGGCGUACGUUUUUAAAAUCGAUUGAAUCUACCGAUAACACGACGCGUGUCAAUAAAUUUGAUCGAAAGGCUAAGCUUCGGGAAAAAUAACAAAACAAGAAUUAAGAAAAACUAUCAACCGCUAGUAAUCUCCUAAGUCAUUCAGGACCAGGAAUGUCUAUUAGGAAACCAAAGACUGAGAAUGGAACUUGGGAAAAUCGUCUUUCCAUGUCUGUACUAUUACUGAUAUCUGCACUCGUGAGUAUCAAGUUGUGCGUUUUGGCUGAGGGUUUGCCUAAUCCGGCCAACAGUGACGUCCUAAGUUCUGUAGCCAAUCAUGAGAGCCAAGAUAAUGACGAAGUGCUUCGUGCCAAGCACAAACUGGAAGAAUAUUUCGGUCGAGUGCCUGGGAAAGAGUCGUCUACCAUCACAACACCAUCCACUGCUAAACCCGCGUCGAUAAGGUCGAAUCGGCACUCAGGAGCCGUUAACGCUAACCGAACGGCGUCGAAUGAGUUUUAUCAUCGAUUGGUAGGUUUGCGGACUCCUCCUCAGACAGGCGGUAAUUACAAUCUUUAUGAGCCCCUAGAUUGGGGUGCAGAUGGCGAAGAUGCAUUGUUGGAAGCAAUCCGAGAGGACAUACUCAAAACAAGAAUACAAACCAGUGGCGAACAAAAGGAUAACCUGGAGUGUAUCCUCGGCCAGGCACACAACUAUCUGGCCCACUGGCUCAAUAGAAAUGGAACGAUCAAUACGCAGAACAGAAGAUUGAGGAAAAAUUAUCUGGACCUGUCCAACAGUGGAUCCUUCAACAUUGGGCACGAAAUACGAAACUUUCUUAGGCCAAGUGUUUCACGGCAACUCGUAUUUCUGAGCCUGGCGUACAGUGGUCUGAAUAUGAUUCCCGCCUUCGAACUGUCGCUGGUCAACGACACUCUAUUGUUCUUUUCGUUAAUGGGCAAUGCACUUAACCCUCUGAACUUGCCCGCUCUGCACAAUUUGCGCGUAUUGGAUUUGAGGAAUUGUGGCCUCAGCAUUCUGAAUAUUAACGUUUUCAGUAAUACACCUAGUUUGGUAAAGCUGUUCUUAGCCCACAACAAUCUGUGCAGACUUAACGCGGGACAUUUCACAGGAUUGAGCCGGUUGCGGCACUUGGAUCUAUCAUACAUUGGCUCGAGUGUAGUUCCACGAUAUUCCACAGAUAUUCAAACCGAUCCAUACAGUUCGCUAACAGAAGGAUUGGAUUUGAGUGAGGACGUAUUCCUUCCAUUGACCAAUCUAUCGUUCUUGGACAUUUCGCAUACCAAACUACUGCCAAGUAGUUCCCGAGCAUUUCGCAAUGUCGCAGUUGAACAAUUGAGUCUGUGUUACACUGGGAUCGCCAUCAUUGUUGGAUCAAUGUUUAAUGGAGCGUUACAGGUGUUGGAUAUUUCUGGAAAUCCAGGCAUAACAACCGCGAUCCACCAUGAUAGUAACGGCUCUCGAGCUUUUAAUUUCAAUUUGGAGAUAUUGGUAUGCGAAAAUUCUACGGUGAAACAUCUGGACUGGCUGCAUCGAAUGGUCAGCUUGAAGGUGUUGCUGCUAUCUUCCAAUAACAUAAAUCAACUAAGGAACGACACGUUUGCUAACUUGGUAGACUUAGAAAUUUUAGAUCUCAGAAAUAAUCACGUGAGCAAUUGGCAUCAACGUGUAUUCGAGUAUAACGCAGAUCUUUUCAUACUCGAUCUGUCAGAUAACAAUAUCAAUGUUCUUACCACAGAGAUGCUGUACGACUUUGCAAGCGUUGAUUUUUUAGCAAUUGGGAACAAUAAUUUCGUUUGUCAUUGUUUAUUGAGAGAGUUUGUCGAGCUAGCAGCUCAAAACUCACAAAGUAUAUCAUGUUUGCUGAAUAUGAUGAUCAAUAAUUCUCAAAGUACCUCACCUGGGAUUCGAGGAGGCACUACUGAAAGCGGAAUCGAGAAUGAAAUGAACAUGGAGAUCGUCACUUCCAGUACGUCAGCCGAAUCUGAAGCAAAUACCAGCACAAUUGCAAAGUUGAAAGGUAAAAAGACGACAACUUUAGAUCCUACUGAGGAGUAUACUACCGAAGAGUAUACUACUGAAGAGUAUCUGACAACUCCAGCACAGCAUCUGCACAAAUCAUCUAACGAAUACGACGUACUGUUUCGGGUGGUACACAGCUACGUAUCCAGUAUUUACGAUAGCAGCAUGAAAUUCCAAAAAUCACUCGAGAAAUAUACCAAACAACCUGCGGUCCGAGUGUAUCGCAAAAAUAUCGAGGCACGUUUUCAAUCUGGACUGAUUCCGGUGAAUUGUAGCGGCUAUGCAACAGAAGACCCCGAUGAACAACAAUCAACAGGCCAAGAUGACUCCGAAACGAAUGACUUGGUUGGUCCUUUGAAUGGUCUGCACAUACAAAUUAUUGACUACGACGAGGAACGCUACAAGUGUAUCGACCUAGAGGAUGCCGAAUUCGACUUAUUCGAACAAGAACGCUGCACCCUGGAUCGCACAUUCCUGAACAACCUAGGCUUAGGAACCGGCUACAAUCCGACAACGGCCAAUAUAAUCAAAUUUUCGUUGAUAUUCUUUGGAUUUGCGCUUCUUGCAAUAAUUAUCUACAUCUCUAAGUGGGAACAUGUGAAAUAUUUUUGCAUAAUCGUCAAGAACGCUACCAUUUUGAGCAUGAUGCGACAAAAGAAUGAAUCCCUAUUGCGCAAGGAAAGUUUGAACACCGUUACAACUGGCUACAUGUACGAUGUGUUUGUCAGCUAUUCGGAGCAGGAUCGCCAAUGGGUUCUCGACGAGCUGCUACCUAAUGUGGAGAAAACCGAGGACAUCAGCGUAUGUUUGCACGAGCGGGAUUUCAAGGUCGGAAUAAGCAUUUUGGAAAACAUCAUUUCCAGCAUGGAUAAAUCGCGAGCCCUCCUACUGGUUAUAUCCGAGAGUUUCAUACUGAGUCAAUGGUGUCAGUUCGAGAUGCAUUUAGCGCAACAUAGAUUGCUGGAAACGAGAAGAGAGCAGCUCAUACUGGUGCUCUUGGAGGAUAUUCCCAGAAGCAAGCGCCCCAAAACGCUUCACUAUCUGAUGAAAACAAAAACCUACAUAAUAUGGCCAGGGGCUACCGGUGAUGAUAGUACAAAAAAAUCUAAACCUGGAAGCGAGACAACCAAGAAGCAGAAGAAAUUGGCGUCCCGGCGCGAGAAGGACGCACAGCUUUUGGCCGAAGAAAGGAAGCUUUUCUGGAAACGAUUGCGCAAGGCCAUCAACGACAGUGCCACUGCCUGGGAGCCGGAUACGGGCUGUAGAAGUCAUCAUGAUUCCGAGAAAAGAGAUGGUUGUGGUAGUAUGGAAAGUACGGCUUAGUAUUAAAAUAAUUGGUUGUUUAGAUUAAAAAAAUUGGAUUAAAAUACGUAUCAAGUAAAUAAACUGUGAUAUUUAA
Uranotaenia lowii is the source of this 3849-nucleotide messenger RNA. RefSeq lists its product as uncharacterized. Gene Ontology annotation, molecular function: protein binding; transmembrane signaling receptor activity. Gene Ontology annotation, biological process: inflammatory response; immune response; toll-like receptor signaling pathway. Gene Ontology annotation, cellular component: membrane. Bases 582 to 3773 code for a protein of 1063 amino acids. The record is from RefSeq and is a predicted model, not a curated record. The transcript has 6 exons. NCBI's taxonomy places the organism in Eukaryota, Metazoa, Arthropoda, Insecta, Diptera, Culicidae.